Molecule: messenger RNA, 3890 nt
Organism: Xyrauchen texanus (razorback sucker)
Lineage: Eukaryota; Metazoa; Chordata; Actinopteri; Cypriniformes; Catostomidae
Product: sal-like protein 4
Exons: 2
Coding region: 339-2066 (575 amino acids)
Biological process (GO): regulation of transcription by RNA polymerase II
Cellular component (GO): PcG protein complex; transcription regulator complex
Molecular function (GO): RNA polymerase II cis-regulatory region sequence-specific DNA binding; DNA-binding transcription factor activity, RNA polymerase II-specific
Source: RefSeq, a predicted model, not a curated record
CUCAGGCGUUUGUAUUGUGGAAUGAAGGCUGCGGAUCUGGCGCGCGUUGAAAUAACGAUUUGUUAAUUACAACAGAUUUAUUUUACGGUUACUUUGAUUAUUCAAGGUGUUAAUCUGUUGAUUUUUUUGAAAAACCCAAGCGAUUGAAAGCUUGGGUUUGUAGGAGAAAUCUGCGGGCUAGAUUGCUAAAGCUAGAGUAGCUCGAUUGGGAGGCUGCUGUCGCAAUUUUAGCUCUGCAUUUCUGAGUAAUAACAAAUGACUGUAGCACUUAGACUUCCAAGCAUGCUCAUUAACUUUCAUAUAACACUAGUCAAUCACAGCAAUAACUUAUAAAAUAAAUGUCCUGUUCGCUUGUAGUCCAGUCAUUGGCGAUGAACUCCAAACGCAAUAACGGUGAUAACGGGGCAAGCAGAAUCAACCCAGUGUCGAUAUCAACAGCAACAAACAGCUUACAAGCGAGCGCCUCCAGCCGUAAACACACUACAAUCAACUCAUCAAACAAGGGAGAGAAGGGUGAAUCCGUGCAAAACAUAACACGGGACAAAAGCAUGUCCAUCUCCACGCUCAGAAGUCGCCUCGGUCCGACCAUCCGGUCCACUCUGUCCGCUGCGGUGGACACCCUGCUGGGCGAGAUAGUGACGGUGCUGUCCGAAACCCAGCGGGAACUGUUGACCAAAGAGCAAGAGAACGAGAAACUAAAGGUUCGCCUCGAGGUCUCCGAGAGAGAGCUCAAAACGUUACAAGAUUGUCUUUGUAGCGCACAGAAAUUAAUCGAUCAACUUCAAGGUCCCUUUGGUAACCCACCCAUGCCGGGACAUCACAUCUACACCACAGCUGGACCCUUAAACUCGGGUCGGUUGACUCAUCGGAGUGCCCCCGAGGCAGAUCCACGCUGUUUUACUGGAGGUGAGCCGGAGUUGAGUGGUGCGCUGGGUGAUGCCAUACACGGCUUUGAUGCCAGGGAGGAAUUCAAGAGCUGCCACCUCUCCAUUCAGGCGGAUGGAACGGUGACGAACAGUUUUUAUGACCCUAUAGCCGUCCAUUCGUCUAACAUCUGCUCAGAUAUGAACCGAACUGGUGAGAUGGUGGAUGACAGCAGAAGGCUCUCACACACUAGAGCCCAAAACCCCUCCACAAACACUAUCUUCUCUGUUAAAGAAGAACAGGGUCUUGCUUCUGGGCAGGUGUGUGUGCGAGUAAGAGAGCCACCCACAGCAACUGAUCACACUGCACAGAAUGUGUGUGAUCUGCCAUAUGCCCAUAUGGUCGAGGAAGAAUUAAGCUCCCGUUCACACAACCACCCUUCCAAACCGACACCACCACCCACCUCCAGGCCUCACAAUGGACCCUCAUCCAGUAGUUCACCUCCACGAGGGCUUAGAUCAGCCCAGAGAGAUGCCCCUGGGUUGAGUAUGACAGCCAGGAUGAGCCCUGGGGUUGGUGGCUCAUCUCCAGAUGAGUCCACUCGACGCUCCAUCUCUGAGCUAAUGGGAGAGGCGCCUGGAGAACGCCCUCACUUGUGUUUGGAGUGCGGCAAGACAUUCCGUCUGAUCUCAAGCCUGAAAAAGCACCUGAGGAUCCACACAGGAGAAAAACCAUACCCGUGCACCGUGUGUGGGAGACGCUUCCGUGAGUCAGGAGCACUCAAGACUCACAUUCGCAUCCACACAGGUGAGAAGCCAUAUUCCUGCUCCGAAUGUGGAACGCAGUUUCGUCAUCUAGACGGCCUGCGGAAGCACCUGCGCACACACACCGGUGAAAAACCAUAUGUGUGCAGUGUAUGCGGAAAACGUCUCAGCCGGCUGCAGCAUCUAAAGCACCACCAGCGCAUACACACAGGAGAGCGGCCGUGUUGCUGCCCACUCUGUCAAAAAGCCUUUAAAGAUCCGGCCAGUCUGAAGAAACACCUCCGUGCCCAUGAAGGGGAGCCUGGAGCAGAGGAAGCUGUUGCCAUGGCUGGUCUGGCAGAGGGGGAUGGAGGCUCAAUGGAUGAUGAGGAUAUGAGGUUUGGGAUGUGGGGGGAAGAGGAAGGGAACGAAGGGGAGCCUGUUGUGGACUGUGUGUAGUCGUGGCAACACAAGGAUUUACUGAAAAGCAAACAUGCAAAACUGAACAAAGAAGGUUUUGUUUUUUGUGACAUGACUUAAGACUGUGUUGAGGGGACAAUUUUGUAAAUGUUAUUUCUCUCUUUUAAGUGUGUGAAAGUUGUCUUGUCCUGGACUAAAAAAAACACCAUCAGUGGCAUUUUUUCAACCUUUUCAUCUAGAGUCUUUAAAACAUUCAACCAAGCAACAAGCUCAUUUUUUUUUAAAUAUGGUUAUAUAACUUGUAUAACAACAUUUAUUCACUCAUGUGAAGUAUCAUGUCACAGAUUUCACAUAACAAAACAACCUGUAGAUCUUGUGAACUUUUUAUUUCUGUGUAUUCAACUUCUAGAUAAUACUGUGAUUUAGUACUAGAGCUGUAAAUGCUUCAGUGGGACUAACAGGGUAUUUUAUGAUCUGUUACUCACAAGUUCUGGGUGUUGUAAUUGGUGUAGUAAUUUUAAUGUGCCUGUUAAAGAGCUAUGACUGACAUAAAACAAACACAUUAAAGCCUUAACUAUGGAUUUAUUUCACAGACCCACACACUGAUGUGCAUACAAAUAUGUACCGGUAGAUAUUUUCAUGUAAUGAAGGCUAGCUGGGAUUUCACCUUAUUUAAUCUAUAUGUUGGGUGUUUGCAGGUUGUAAAAUUUGAAUUCGGUUUAGUCAGGGUAUUUGAGAAUGUUUAGAUGUUGUAUACAAGGUUAAAGUGAUAGUUUACUUCCCCAAAAUUAUUCUUGCAUUAACUCUCUUUUAUGAAAUCGCAGAUGUGUAUGACUUCUGCUGAACACAAACGAAGAUUUUUAGAAAAUAUUGCUUUGUAGGACAUUUCAAUGCAAGUGAAUGCUGACCAGACCUUUUAAAAAUAAAAAAAAUAAUCCAUACGACUCAAGUGGUUUAAUAUGUGUUCUGAAGCGAUGCAAUCACUUUUGGUGAAAAAAAAGAUUCACAUUUAAAUCUUUUUUUAUUUAAAUCUCCACUUUAACUUUCACUUUCAGAAUGUGAAAGUGGAGAUUUAUAGUAAAAAAAAAAAAAUGACUUCAAUGUUGAUCUGUUUCUCACCUACACCUUUCAUAUAGCUUAAAAAGACUGUUUUAACCACUGGAGUCAUAUGGAUUACUUUUAUACUGCCUUUGUGAUUUCUGAAGCUUGAAAGUUCUAUUAACUAUUCACUUGCAUUGAAUGGACCUACAGAGCUGAAAUAUUCUUCUAAAAAUCUUAAUUUGUGUUCUGCAGAAGAAAGUCAUACACAUUUGGGUUGGAAUGAGGGUGAGUAUAUGAUGAGAGAAUUUUAAUUUUGGGGUGAACUAUUCCUUUAAGACCAUCUCAUAGGGUGCUCAUCCAAAGAGUGAAGAACAUGACUGCCAGGGCCCUUUGUCAAGUCAUCUGAGUUCAGCUGACUUAACAUUUAACCUGCAUGUUUUUGGACUUGUGGGAGAAACCGGAAUACCCGGAGGAAAUGCAAACUCCACACAGAAAGGCCCAUUUGAGCAGGGACCUUCUUGCUGUGAGGUGACAGUGCUAACAACUGAGCCACCUGUCUGCGCUGAGCAAGUAUCAAAGUAAGCUUAAAAAAACUGUUCCCUCUACUGGAAGAAAGAAAAUAAUUUUUAAGUGCUUCUUGGGUUAGUUUUCCUCCAAACAUGGAGAAGUCGUUUCUGUGGUGGCCAAUGCACCAAUCUGUAAUGUGGUUUUGUGAAUUUUUUUUUUCUACCCACAGAAAAAUAUUUUUUUCCCAUGUAAAUCUUUUGAAAUGUCAUUUUGUUUAUUAAAAUGGUAUAUUCUGUACAUUAAACUGCAAUAGAA